AUGUGGAACAAACUGUUCAAAAGUAAAUCCAAAUCCUCGAAGAACCUCUCGAACCGUUCGUCAUCAUCCGGAGCGAAUGGAUUCCCGGAGGCCGGCACCUCACAGUCCUCGGUGGCUCAGUUCGAGCAGUAUGGCAGCAACGUCGGUUUGGGACCGGAGCCGGUCCGAAUGCGGCCACGACCCGAUGCACAUGCACUCGAUCUGGCCGUCAGCAGCAGCAGCAGCAGCAGCAAUCAGCAUCGGGACUCGAUCGGCGCACAGAUGUCCUGCAUUCCGAUGCGUCGAUCGAAGCUGUCGAGUGCGUUCAAAAGCUUCAGCCUGAAGCGAAGUGCAUCCAAGAGCCGGCUCAAGCUGCUGGCAACCGCAAGCCCUUCGGGGACCGCGGCCGAUGGACCAACAGCCGGCCCGGGACCGACAGCCCCCGGGAGCUCCGGUGCAGCGUGGAACGAUGAUUACGAGAUCCUUACGGCCGGCAAGCGGGCCUCGUUGCGACCUUGCAAAUCAGACAACAACCUCAAUGAAAAGCAACAGUACACGGACGGGGAAAAGGAGGAACCUGUCUACAUCGAAGAGUGUAACCCAUACGAGAAAUUCAGUAUUCCGAGUGAGCCUCCGCCAAAUCUUCAGCUGCAGGCGUGUCCGAUCUGUUCGCGAAAAUUCGCCACAACCUCCUUGCUGAAACAUAUCGGAAUCUGUGAGCGAGUCCAGACGAAGAAGCGGAAACCGUUCGAUUCGUCCAGACAGCGACGGGAGGGAACUGAGCUGGCUUCUUAUUUGCCGAAAAAUUUUGGGCUGCCCCAUAAGACGGUAAGCGGUUCGCAUGAGGCGAUUCCGGUGCGGAAGCUGAGCCUCAGCAAAACGCCAACGUUCGAGCGCAAGGAAUUCAAUGCUACGGCCAUGUCCACGUCGAUGCCGAGCUCAACGAGCACGCCGAAACCAGCCUUGAAGCGCAGCAUGUCGCAGCAGAACGAACCGUGUCCGUACUGCGAGCGAUGCUUCGGGAUGAAGGCCUACGACCGGCACGUUGAGUGGUGCCGAGAAAAAGCGCUACUGAGUAAGAAUGUGAACAACAAUCAAAGCAUAUCGGCAGCCAAAGAAAGACUCCAGGCCAGAAUCCAGUACCGGGCACCGCAGCUAAGGUCGAAGCGCGCCUUCACUCGGGAUAAAUAUUCCGGCAGUUUGAGUUGCGGUGGUUCCACCAACAGCCUGGCGGAACUGGACCUGCACAUGCCGCGCCACAACUCCAUGAGCUCGUCCGUUUCGAGCGACAAUAGAAAGUCCAAUCCAUCAGCCUCAUUGCAGCAACUGUCCUUAACAAUCGGCAAUAACGCCACCAAGGAAGCAAAUGCUAACAAACGGCGCGAGGAGACGCGCAAAGUGACGAAACGGACCAAGACUUUCACGUUCAGUAGCGAUCGGUUGCACAGUGAUUCGAACAAUAACUGCAACAACGCUAACAGUAACUACAGCAAUCACACCGGGAACCGCUUGGAGCCCGGUGGCCGGACGCAGACUAGAAAUCUUCUGAAACGCUCCACCGUAGACCAGACGACUAUGCACAGACAAGAUAAGACGCGGACCUGCGAACGCGAGCGCGUCGAAAAGUUUGAAAUCAUUGGCCAUAGUAAGCACGACGAGCGGAUGACCCACCACCGGCCGGUCGGCCAGCAAAGCGUACGAACGAGUACGAGCAGCAGUGGAUACAGCCCUGACCGGUACGAUCCAUUCCUCUCCGCCAGGAGACAGCUCGAAGAGUUGUUCUCUCCUGCCACCUCCCUCAUCCACACGAGUUCUCCGGCGAGUACGACGAGCACCUCGCGGCUGAACCAGACCGCCGGCACCGACACUAAAUCGACCGGCGGUGCAUCGAAAACGUCUCCCCUGAACUCGAACUUUCGGCGAGCCUAUUCGUUGCGAAUGCCGCGCAAAGUGUCCCGACCGAUGUACAUCGAAAAGGCGAAAUCGAACAUUCAGAAGGGCAUCACCGACGACGGGCCGGUUUCGCCCAAUUUCCUCAAGUCCUCCGAGUACGACGAGAUACCGAUUAAGUCGACCUUCAACGCGCUGCAGAUGGCCGAGAAACCGAAGCUGCGCGAUUCGAGCACGGUGCGGAAGAAUCUCAAGCUGGACAUCAAGGAUCUUAAUCACCCGGCGGUGUCACCGGGCGGAGAGCUUCCGCUCUCGAAGACCGACUCGUUGGCCGUAUUUUUAAAGUACGAAACCGAGCUGGCACUCAGCGAAAAGGAUAUGAAAGACAAGAGCAACAGCAUCAGCAAACGGUCGUCAUCGCUGAGCGCUGAAGCCGCCACACAGGCAAAAAAGCAAGAUUGCUCCGCUAAUAAUAAUAAUAAUGUGCCCGCUGCCGCUGCCCCCCACGGUAUAACGGCACCGAAACCCGAAACGCCCACAACGGAGCCGCCGGAACAAAAAAUCACCCCACGUAGCGUACCGAGCGCGGAAGAGAAUCUCGCCAAGAAGCAAGCGCUCAAGUUGGUCCCAAUCAAAUUGGAACCGAUCAAUAUAACGUACAGCAGCGGGGGCAGCGCCAGUGAGAGUACGAACCGGCGACCGACCGUAAUAUCGCUUGACGCGAUUAUCGGCAAGGGUGGUAGUAACGCGAAACCGAAACCACAAUUCGAACGGGAAACCCGCCCCGACGUUAGUUAUAUCGAUCCAAAGCUUAUAAAUAAAUGUGAUAACUUACCAAUUAAUCUUGUAAAGACGGUGACGCUGGACGUGGGACGUAUCGGUAUCGGUAGGGGCAACACUGUUGCGGAAGUUGCCAAACCAGUGGGCAACAGUUCAGUGCCUGUGGAGACCGAUACGAGUCAGAAAUCGGACCCCCCAGUACCGCCACCGAGGGCGACGAUCAAAGUGGUCAAGAAACAGUUGGAACUGACGACCGAAACGCUCGGCGCAACCCCAUGCAACAGCAAUAAAGACAACGCUGGUGUCCCGGGCCUAGUACCGGCCAACAGCAGCGAUAGCAGUAACAGUAGCAGCACCGCCGCAAGUCCGGUGGAUAAUCGGAACAGCGCAGAAAGUACAAACAUUGACAAGCGGCCACAACUGACACGCCAGGAUCGAGAAGAUUCGGGUUAUCGCACCGGCCAGGAUUCCGAGCAUGAUUCCUGUUGGACCAACAACGAUGGGCCACAGCUGAGCAAGAAACAUUCGACGUCUUCGACGGCAGCGACUGUUUCUCACACGACCCCAUCACCUGGUACCGAGCGUGGCGUUAAGGGUUCUGCCACUCAAGUAACCAACGACCUGAAUCGCAAGACCACAGUGGCGACGGCGUUAGUGUCGAAUUCAACCAGCAUGCUUUCGCCUCGAAGUCAUAGCCGAGAACGGCCGUUGGUACCGGAUUUGGACGAUUUCGAUGUGGAUGAGUUCAUGAUGUCGCUGGAGGAUCUGCAGCGACGAUCACCUGCCACGGCAAAGGACUACAAACAGUCGUUGUUCUGUCGCACCAGUAGUACCGUUACCGGUGGCAGUAGCAUCGUCGGUCAAGCCACGAGCGCCGGCAGCAAGCGAAGCAAUAGUCUCGAUAGUAGCAACAGCCUCACGAACCAUUUCGAUGGGAGUAGCGGCGUGCCGAGAGUGGAUUUGCGUGUGCGGAAUGGUAGCGGCACACCCAGUAACCAUAAUAGUAGCAAUAGUAGUAGUAGCAUUAGUAGCCCUAGACAUUACGGAAGUAGCUUCAAUAGUAACGCUUACUACAGCAACGCAAUCAAUAACAACACCACACACAAUCACAGUAACGGCAACGGUGGCAGUUCGUCGAAAGAAGCACCGUCGCCGUCGUCCGAAGCGCUUCGUCCACUCGCUCAGCGUUUGAACUACGCCCGCAAUUCGCCGAUCCUCAGCCGGCGAGCGAGCCAAGAAUCGACACCCUACUCACCAUCACCAACGGGAGGAACCAAUGGGUCCGUUUCGACGGUACAGAACUUGCCGAACAUUCACCAAGCCAGCGGUGGUCAGCAUCACGAAAGUGGCACCGCAAACAAUAACAACCAUUCUGCCACCACCCGACCGUACUACUCAACCCCAAGCCCAGUAAACGGUAGGAGCAUUCGCUAUAGUAACAGUUCUUACCAAGCUAACUCCGGGGCGCCAUCAGCUACUACACCGGCUUCAUCCUCCUUGGCAGGGUACUUCCAUGAACCGCGGUACCCUCCGGAAUCGUUCGAUCAUCUUGAGCGCGAUCUGCUCAAAAGCGUUCAAGAACUGGACCGUAUGUGUGGAUCGUCCUCCUCGGUGUGUUCGAUCGAUUCCGAGGAGCUGUACAGUGUGGAGGAUUACCCGUUGCACAAGCGACCGUCGGAGCGUUCACAGGCGAGUGCCGAUUCAGCGUACCGCAGCAGCCUGUCCACGCAGUCGCCACCGGAUUACGCCCCGCCGGUACCGAUACGUCAGGGAUACCCGGGUUCGCGCAGCUCGACUGGCCAUAUUCAACCACCGCAAUCACUGGAUUCAUCGGACAGUGCUUAUAAUGCGCAUCAUGCACCGACGUCCCUUCCGCCGCUAACUAACCUGGGCACGCCGAAAGCCAGCAAGCCAGAAACCCUUCCGCACAAAGACAGUGAAUCCGUCGCUGGGUUGAUCCUGAAUCCAAUGUCCAAAUUUUGUCACGAAUGUGGGGCACGCUUCAUGAUAAGCAGCGCCAAAUUUUGCAUGUCUUGCGGCGUGCGACGAAUCAUGCUGGAAUAGAUUCACGCCCCCAGUGCGAUGAAUUCUUCUCUGUUUCAGUUACUGUAAAGAUCCCUUAAUUUAACAAACAUAACGCGCUUCAUAAAUCACGACGGAAUGCGCAGAACUAGACUAGAUUAGUGUUUCUUUUACGUUACCACGCCGAACAAUGUAACAUACUGUAACAGUUUCACUCACAAUGAGGUAAUCGAUUUGAAAUGAAAUAGAAUAACCUAUUGUCAGCAAAGCAGCAUACAGUACACCGCAUAUUAACAAAGACUGAAAAUCAAUCCUAUAAAAAUUGGGCAAACAAAGUGAGGUGCGAUGGUUGAUUAUCUUCCCAUUUCCGCAUUUACUACCAUGCUCUAACACAACGAUUAGACCUAAGUUGAAGACGAAUCCCUGUGGCAAGCUAGUUGAACGAGAUUUGUACCGUCAAGCGAAGAAGCCGCGCUUGACCAAUACAAGAAUAUUGCAAAAUUGUUUGAUAAUUUAUUUUAGCGUUUCUUUUUGGAGUUCCACCUUCGGUUUCGGACGAUACUUUAUCAGUUUUAAUGUUUUUUAAUAGUGUUACAAUUUAUCCAACAAUCAUCAUCGAGGGUCAUGGAGAGAGCACGGACUGUACAGCAGAUUUAUUCAACACAUUGCAUUAGAGGUGCGCGCACCGUCUUUAGAAGCAUUGUUAAAAAUGUUACGCUUUCUACCACAGAAUGGCCUUCAAAUGAUUCGGGUUAAAUGGAGUUGGACGAGUUGAUUCGCGACAGGAAGGAAUGCAAUAUGAUUUUGUGAAAUGUGUGUGAUUUGGAAGCACUCAACGGAAGAGGUAAUGGAUCGGAACGUUUGAAUGUAAGACGAAUCAAUCUCGAGAGAAAGAAAUUCAGCACUAAAAGCUAACCACGAAAGGGACAGACAUUGAUAACACAAGGAACGACACUUUUUGUUUUGAUAGUUAUUUGAAGUGUUAACCUUUU
Molecule: messenger RNA, 5663 nt
Organism: Anopheles bellator
Lineage: Eukaryota; Metazoa; Arthropoda; Insecta; Diptera; Culicidae
Product: serine/arginine repetitive matrix protein 2
Exons: 7
Coding region: 1-4713 (1570 amino acids)
Source: RefSeq, a predicted model, not a curated record